Molecule: messenger RNA, 1554 nt
Organism: Aedes aegypti (yellow fever mosquito)
Lineage: Eukaryota; Metazoa; Arthropoda; Insecta; Diptera; Culicidae
Product: zinc finger protein 16
Exons: 3
Coding region: 117-1502 (461 amino acids)
Biological process (GO): regulation of transcription by RNA polymerase II
Cellular component (GO): nucleus
Molecular function (GO): DNA-binding transcription factor activity; RNA polymerase II cis-regulatory region sequence-specific DNA binding; zinc ion binding
Source: RefSeq, a predicted model, not a curated record
CGUCAACAAAAACGUCAAUCGUCGAUUGUUGUUGUUCAGUUUUUUGGAAGCGAAACGAAGUUUUUAUUUUAGAAAGUGCUAUAUUUUUUACUCUUUUUGUAAGAUUUUAAUCAAAAAUGAGUCCGGAGAAGAUGUGUCGACUCUGUAUGGGUCGCUCAAAUCUCAUACACUCCGUGCUAGAAAACAAUCUUCUUCAAAAGAUUGCUAUUUGUGUUAGCAUUAUGAUCAAUCCGUCGGAUACGUUGUUCCCGAUGGAACUGUGCGCACUUUGCGUGCUGAAAGUCCAGGACUUUUUCGAAUUUCGGCAGAAUUGUUUGAAAGUUCAGCAACUUUUGGAGCAGCGCAAUGAAACUCAAAUCGAAGAUGAUCCUCCAGCUCAACCAGUUUUGGCGGUCAAAGAGGAAAAGGUGGAGAAACCAUCUGCAAAGCCGUCGAUUGAAAUACCACAAAUUACAAAGCUUGAAGUGAUUCUCGAUGAGGAAGAGGAGUUAGAUUGCUUGAAUGAAAGUCCGGAGCUGGAAGAAGUAUCGAUUGUGGAAACGGACGUGGACCGGACUAUUGAAGAACUGGAAGAAAUACCUGACGAAGAUGUUCUAAUGGACGAUUUGGUGGAACAGGAUGAUGUGAUUUUUGAAGCCGAUUCUGUUGCUGAAACGGAACAAGAGCAAGAAAGCGAAACUCAAACUACAGAGGAUAGAAGUAUGGACUAUCAUAUUGAAAUGAUCGAAUUUAAUUUUGCACAGAAUCCUCAGGAGAACGAAUUGGAAGAACAGGCAGAUGAAGGACAAGAAUCACCUAUCCAAGACGUUCAUUUACCAGAAGUAGAAAAGAACGAGUCCAAUCCUGAACUUAUUGAACAUAAUCUUCAAGAAUUCGAAGAGGUUUCAGUAAAGGAUACCACGAGCUCAUCAUUCUUUAGCAGGGCCAAAGCACGAAAGAAAUACAACGGCCCCAAACCGCCAAAGCCCAACCUUAGCGAGAAGGAAAUUUAUCAGUCUCUGCUGCAAACUUGCGAUACUUGUGGCAAAUCGGUAGAACGAAACCGCAUGGAGGGCCACCGGAAUCGUCACCUCGAUGUAAGACCGUACAUCUGCGGCGUGGAAAGCUGCGGUAUGGCCUUCCACUGUAAAAUUUCCCUGAGGCUUCACACCAAGAGUCGACACGGAACGGAGCAGCUGCAUUGUGACCUUUGUGGGAAAAGUUACACCUCCAGGAAGGCUCUCUACCACCACAAGAAGGAAAGUCACGCCGAGAAGCAUUAUGCGUGCGAAGAGUGCGGUCUGGUGUUCGUCUCCAAUGCUCGUUUAAACCGCCACAAGGUGACCCACACGGACCAGCGGGAGUUCAAAUGUCCACACUGUCCAAAGGAGUUCUAUCGGAGCAACAACCUGAAAGUGCACCUCCGUAGCCACACGAAAGAGAAACCCUUCGGUUGCCCCUCGUGCGAUAAAGCUUUCGGGUAUCAACGGUUGUUGCGGGAACAUGUAAAUCGACACCACUAGAAGUACAGUACAUAUUUUACUAAUAAAUGAGGUUUUGCAUGACGAAACAAAA